GUGUAUGUGUCUUCCCGACGGCAGAGCCCCAACGCACAAUCAGUCAGUCUCGAAGCAGCCAGCCAGCCAGCAGCACACACAGGGGCACCAUCCAUUUGAAUACUCCAUUUGAUCAUGUCAUUGUAUCGUUCGCCAUCCGCUGCUCUUCUUAAGAGCCCGUCGCAAGCAGCGUUCGGUGCUCCAUUUGGCAGCAUGUCCGUCGCCGAUCUUGGAUCACUCACCAGACUCGAGGACAAGAUCCGUCUUCUCCAAGAGGAUUUGGAAUCAGAGCGCGAACUCCGCAACAGAGUUGAACGUGAGCGUGCCGAUCUCUCCGUUCAAGUUAUUGCUUUGACUGACAGACUCGAGGAUGCCGAGGGAACCACCGACAGCCAAAUCGAAUCGAACCGCAAACGUGAGGGAGAACUCUCAAAGCUUCGCAAGCUCCUCGAGGAGUCUCAACUUGAAUCCGAAGAUGCCAUGAAUGUUCUCCGCAAAAAGCACCAGGAUUCCUGCCUCGACUACCAAGAUCAGAUCGAGCAACUCCAAAAGAAAAAUGCCAAGAUCGACCGCGAACGCCAACGCGUCCAACACGAAGUCAUCGAGUUGACCGCCACUAUCGACCAGCUCCAGAAGGACAAACACACCGCUGAGAAGGCCGCUGAGCGCUUCGAAGCCCAAGCCAACGAACUUGCCAACAAGGUCGAGGACUUGAACAAGCACGUCAAUGACCUCGCCCAACAACGUCAACGCCUUCAAGCUGAGAACAAUGAUCUUCUCAAGGAGGUUCACGACCAGAAGGUUCAACUCGAUAACCUUCAACACGUCAAGUACACCCUCGCUCAACAGCUCGAGGAGGCCAGACGUCGUCUUGAGGAUGCCGAGCGCGAGCGCUCCCAACUUCAAUCUCAACUCCACCAGGUUCAGCUCGAGCUCGACUCGGUCCGCACCGCUCUCGAUGAGGAGUCGAUUGCCCGUUCCGAUGCUGAGCACAAGCUCAACCUUGCCAACACUGAGAUCACCCAGUGGAAGAGCAAGUUCGAUGCUGAGGUCGCCCUUCACCACGAAGAAGUUGAGGAUCUCCGCAAGAAGAUGCUCCAGAAGCAAGCUGAGUAUGAAGAGCAAAUCGAGAUCAUGCUCCAGAAGAUUUCUCAACUCGAGAAGGCCAAGUCUCGUCUUCAAUCUGAGGUCGAGGUUCUUAUCGUUGAUCUUGAGAAGGCCCAGAACACCAUUGCUCUCUUGGAGCGUGCCAGAGAACAACUCGAGAGACAAGUUGGAGAACUCAAGGUCCGUAUCGAUGAGAUCACUGUUGAACUCGAAGCUGCUCAACGCGAACUCCGUGCCGUCAAUGCUGAGCUCCAGAAGAUGAAGCAUUUGUACGAGAAGGCUGUCGAACAGAAGGAGGCUCUUGCUCGCGAGAACAAGAAGCUCCACGACGAACUUCACGAAGCCAAGGAGGCUCUUGCCGACGCCAACCGCAAGCUCCACGAGCUCGACCUCGAGAACGCCCGUCUUGCCGGAGAAAUCCGUGAGCUCCAGACUGCCCUCAAGGAGGCUGAUGCUCAACGCCGUGACGCCGAAAACCGCGCUCAACGUGCCCUUGCUGAGCUCCAGGCUCUUCGCAUCGAAAUGGAACGUCGUCUCCAAGAGAAGGAAGAAGAGAUGGAGGCUCUUCGCAAGAACCUUCAAUUCGAAAUCGACAGACUUAUUGCCGCUUUGGCUGAUGCCGAGGCCCGCAUGAAGUCCGAGAUCUCUAGACUGAAGAAGAAGUACCAGGCUGAGAUCGCUGAGCUCGAGAUGACUGUUGAUAACCUUAACAGAGCUAACAUCGAAGCCCAGAAGACCAUCAAAAAGCAAUCGGAGCAACUCAAGAUUCUCCAAGCCUCAUUGGAGGAUACUCAACGUCAGUUGCAACAAGUUUUGGACCAAUAUGCCCUCGCUCAACGCAAGGUCGCCGCUCUCUCUGCUGAACUCGAGGAAUGCAAGACCGCUCUCGACAACGCUAUCCGCGCCCGUAAGCAAGCCGAGGUUGACCUCGAGGAAGCCAAUGGACGUAUCUCCGACCUUAUCUCCAUCAACAACAACCUCACCUCCAUCAAGAACAAACUCGAGACUGAGCUCUCCACCGCUCAAGCUGAUUUGGAUGAGGUCACCAAGGAACUCCACGCCGCUGAUGAGCGCGCCAACCGUGCUCUUGCUGAUGCUGCCCGUGCCGUUGAACAACUUCAUGAGGAACAAGAACACUCGAUGAAAAUCGAUGCCUUGAGAAAGUCUCUUGAGGAGCAAGUCAAGCAACUCCAAGUUCAAAUUCAAGAAGCUGAGGCUGCCGCUCUUCUCGGAGGAAAGAGAGUCAUCGCCAAGUUGGAGACCAGAAUCCGUGAUCUUGAGACCGCUCUUGAUGAGGAAACCAGAAGACACAAGGAGACCCAGAAUGCCUUGAGAAAGAAGGAUCGCCGCAUCAAGGAGGUUCAACAACUCGUUGAUGAAGAGCACAAGAACUUCGUUAUGGCUCAAGACACCGCUGAUCGUCUUACCGAGAAGCUCAACAUCCAGAAGAGACAACUUGCUGAGUCCGAGUCCGUAACAAUGCAAAACCUCCAGAGAGUCCGCAGAUACCAACACGAGCUCGAGGAUGCUGAGGGCCGUGCCGAUCAAGCCGAGUCCAGCCUUCACCUCAUCCGUGCCAAGCAUCGUUCAUCUGUUGUCACCGGAAAGUCAUCCUCCAAGAUUUUCGUCACGGAAGACGAUUAUUAAACAUCCCAAAAAGCGUCGCCAUACAUCAAAUCAUCAAAUAAAUUGCUAAUAAGAUGUGUAUAAUUGUUUUAUUUUUCUUCUCUAUUUCUUUCAUGUUCUUCUUCUCUUUCUUUUUAAAUUUUCAAUUAUUUCUCUCCCCAACAAAUGCGCCCAUCCGCUUUUUCUAUCGUUCUUCCAUCACUAAAUCUUCUCGACUAUCUUUUUGUUCUGUCCCACUGCCCCUCGUGCUUCUGACUGACUGUCCCCCAAUCAAUAUUUCGAACAAUUAGGUCAAUCGAGCGACAUCAUUUCCCACCCACAAUUCAUGUUUUCCCAUCAAUUUUUAAUACAAAUUUAUUCAAUGUUCCAUCCAAACCAUCCCGAGUCCCUGGUUGCAUAAGAAAUCGUCGUCAAUAAAAAUUUUGAUACGAUGAGAUGAUGCAAUCGCAACCAGGAUACGGUAGAAAUUGUGGUAUGCGCUGUUUUCUUCUCAUAUCCCAUUACUUUCCUACUUCUCUUCAAUUUUAAUAUUCAAAGUUUCGCCUAGAUGAUAAUUUUUGUUGUUUUAUCCAAUCAGUUUUUAUCAUUCGGGCCACAAAACACCCCCGUUUCACAACAAUAAAAAAUGUUAAAAACAAAUUAAAAAA
This is a messenger RNA of Caenorhabditis elegans, 3359 nucleotides long. RefSeq names its product Paramyosin (gene unc-15). Gene Ontology annotation, biological process: myofibril assembly. The transcript has 12 exons. Gene Ontology annotation, cellular component: A band; myosin complex. Bases 115 to 2733 code for a protein of 872 amino acids. The record is from RefSeq and is marked reviewed. Lineage: Eukaryota; Metazoa; Nematoda; Chromadorea; Rhabditida; Rhabditidae.